Messenger RNA from Dermacentor andersoni, 839 nucleotides. Lineage: Eukaryota; Metazoa; Arthropoda; Arachnida; Ixodida; Ixodidae. The record is from RefSeq and is a predicted model, not a curated record.
AUUCCAUUAAUUACAUCUAUCAUUCCAUUCCAUCUUGAGAAGAUGCAUUUCAUGUUUCGAUGUGCAGUCACAACGUUUGGCGCCCAGUGGUGAAGACAGCUGCAGUCUUGCACACCAUGAAGCCUGGCUGGUUGUCGAAAGCAAAAAGGCAAACCCUGACAGGCCGCAAAUGCUCUCCAGGCUGCAACUGACACACUCUGCGAGGGUAAAGGAACUGUGCCGGAUGUCGCCUGUGGUAGCCAUGGAAAAGUAUCCGUACCUGGCGGACAUAGAAUGGUUCCUUGAAGACUUCAACAUCCUUAUAAAGAAGGAUGGCGCAAAACGUGUUGAAAGCGGCUUCGAGAAGACGCAGUGCCUCGCUUUGAGAGGAGUAUUGGGGGCCAAAAAGAAAGACAUAACGCGUGUUAUUGAGGCCCACACUUCAAGGCGUUCUGCAAGGCGCAGGAAGCAUAUACGGGCUGUGCGAAUCCUGCAGCUCCUAUCCAAAAUUUUGAACGAGCCCAAGGCAGUCGACACAAUGUUUGUGCAUAUGGAUGAAGACAAGCCAUGUACACCCUGCAUUGUGUACUGCGGCAAUACCCUUGAAGGUGCUGAUGAGCUCUUCUUAUUUGCCGAGAAGAGGCAGCUGGCUAGAGUCAUCGAUGCACAGGAGGGCACCACUGCCAUGAUGGCUGCCUAUUGGGCAUUUGACUUCAGUUACGCCAAGCAAGCAUAUAAUAUAUCCUGUGUGCUAGAGCACCUCUUUCUAAAUGUGAGUGUGUCACUCCCAAAUUGGGUCGCAAGAAGGUUUAUUUCCGCUCAUAAAGCGGAAUACGAGAAGUAAGGUACAAAUAAAUUAU